AUGCCUCCUCCCAUUAGCGACCCUGACCAUUACUGGUCAUUAACUGUCGAUAUCACGUCAUAUCCUCUAGAUCGCUUCAUUGAUAAUGGACUACCAUCUCUCCCGGUAGUAAUAAGACCUACAAAUGGCACGUCCAUUCGCUCCAAGAACCAAAAGGUCCUUAUUCGCUGUUUAGAACAGGUUACCACUGAUUUCCGCGACAUCUCCGAGGUACGUCAAUAUGAGAGGGACGGCAUCGUCUGCAGGUCCCGCAACUUGACAGUUGUCCAGACCUUGCUGACGACACGCUCCUUCGGUGGCCUGGCCGUCGAAGCUUUCGUCCCGCAUCAUCUUGCCUGUGUUAAGGGGGUGGUGCGUGGCGUUGACGUUAUACUGCCUGCGUGUGAACUUAUCGAGCUAUUCGAUUCCGUUGGUGCUCUGGAAGCCUUCCGCUGUAGCAGGUUGGACAAUGAUAAACGCGUCCCCACCGAGUCGGUAAUCGUCACGUUCGCCAGUCAUACUUGCCCUUCUGAGGUGAAGUCGUGGCCUCUCAUUUUCCGUGUUGAUGCAUUCCAUCGCAGGGUCGUACAGUGCAGACACUGUUUCCGCUUCGGGCAUGUGACCAAGAACUGUAAAUCGGAUGUAUGUUGUAGGCGUUGUGGUCACAAGCAUGAAGAGCUAGCGUGCCCUGAUGGUGCCCAGCUGAAAUGCCGCCUAUGUGGGGAUCCUCACUAUGCUGACUGCGAGACCUGUAGCUCCCGUGACCAAGAGGUGUUACUUUUGGAAAUUAUGGACUCUCGGCACUGCUUGCGUUAUGAUGCUCUAGCUGCUCUAAGGGGUCGUGGUCCCAGCUUUGCCCGAAAGGCCCAGAGGCCUGUCGAUGGCGACCUGGAGAAGAUGAUCUCUGCUGCCGUGGAAGCUGCUGUAGCCAAGCUCAGGGAAGAAAUCAGUCCGAUGAUUACAAUGCUUGCGUCCUUCUUCCCUCCUUUGCAAGAGGCCGAGGCACCUCAUGCCUCUAAUAAUACCAGCAUUCCCUCGGCUGAACCUAUUGAGCAUAUGCCCACUCACGCACCUCCAUCUCGUCUUCCGGCACCUAGCCAACCUCAACCUCAGCUCACCGACGCCGAGUCUGCUGAUCUUGAAAUGGACUCCGUUUCUGCCAUCCCCAAGCGUGGGGUCUCCCCGCCAUCACCUGGUCACGGCACUCCCGGUGGAAAACGCAACAGGAAGGGCAAUAACAACAUGAACAAGUUUGAUACUGUCACUGAUGUCCUUGCUGCAGCGGUUGCGGAAUCCAUUCUUAGUGAUGGGUAA
Molecule: messenger RNA, 1293 nt
Organism: Ornithodoros turicata
Lineage: Eukaryota; Metazoa; Arthropoda; Arachnida; Ixodida; Argasidae
Exons: 1
Coding region: 1-1293 (430 amino acids)
Source: RefSeq, a predicted model, not a curated record